AGUCUUUCUCGUCGAUGGACGGUGCCGGAUCGUCCAGUGGCGGAAAUGUCUCGUCCGCUUCCCAAGGCACUCGCCCCGAGUACGCCAGGCAGCCGAAUGUCAAGGUGAAUCACUUCGAGCUUAAGAUACAGGGCAAAAUAGUGGUGUACCGCUACAGGGUUGAAAUUAUGGAAGUUGACAACGAUGGGCAGCCUCUAGGAGAAAGCGAGGAUAUUUGGACUUCCAAAAAACUGCGAAUAUUCAAAGAGUUCGCCCGCAACGAACUCCAUAAUCACCACCCCAUUUUCGACGGCCAGGAAUGUUUUUACUCGACUAUCGACCUGGGCCUGGACCAGAUGGAAUUUGUCAACGAGAGUGAAUCUAACGAUGGACGUCGUUACAAAGUCCGUAUCCAUGACAAGAAAAAGCAGGAACAUUCCGGUCACGGGACAUCCCUGACCUCAGAGUUUGUGCAAGUGCUUGACGUAGCAAUACGCUGCGCUCUCUCCAAAAAGCGCAAGCGCAUUGGCAGGCUCCUGUUGCACGAAGAGGUCGACGACCACUUGGUCAAAAUAUUCGGUCAGCAAGGCUUGCAACCCUACCGCGGCAUCCUCACCAGCGUCCGCCCGGGACAGUCGGCAAUGUUCCUAAACGUGGACACGCUACUGACUGGCUUUUACAAGACCUGCCCGCUCACCGAUCUGCUGCCGAGUUCAGGCAACGCUGGUAACACGAUAGAUUGGCAACUUGACAAGGAUGACAUGGCAUUUCUCAAAAGCCUAAAGGGCUGCAAGGUGGAAGUCAAGCACCUGCCUUACAAACGCGUUCGCACAAUCGAGUCUAUCACGACGAAAACCGCCAAGGAACAAGAGCUCGAGGAACCGAGCGGCUCGACUCGAGAGAAUAAGGAUCGCAAGAUUGUUGCAAAGAAUAUAGCAGAGUACUUCAACAGAUACGGUGGACUUCGGUACCCCAAUCUUCCCUGCGUGAAGGUGACCAGUAGAAGGACAUGCUACUAUCCUCUUGAAAUGUGCUUCUUGCAGUGGGGACAAAAGGGCACCAGCAAACUACCGGGUCAGUUGGCGCGUCCUAAAGAAAGGUUUGAGCUUGCCGAAAAGGUUGUAAAAGAAUUGAAUGUUAAGCCCAGCGAAUACUUGGAUCCCUUCAUCGAACGUAUCGUUCCAGAACCUGUCCAGACAGGCUAUAAAAUUGUAAGCACCUCGCAGACUAGUCGCACGAUGCAGGUUGAAGGCGAAGUCAAAUGGAUGAUAGUGAACAUGUGUACAGAGUCCAACCAUAUCGGCGCCUUGCUAACCGGUCUAGUAUCCCGAGGAGCUGAAAUGGGUGUUGAUAUGCUCGCGGCCAAGGAUGUUAAAAUUCGGGCAGCUUCGACGAUUGACGAGAAUCUAAUCAAAUACUUGAAAGCAGCUGAUUUUAAAUUAGUUCUCUUCAUUUUGGAUAGCAAGAACUCUGACCACUACCCCCAUAUCAAAUAUCUUGCAGAAAUUAAGUACGGCCUGCAAACUCAGUGUGUCGUGUACGACAAAAGAAUUACAACGCCUAGCUUUCAAAAAAACGUAAUACGCAAGAUAAAGGCAAAGCUUGGCUACGUUGACAAAGCUAUGCCAGCGACUAUCAAUGAAUUUGUUUUCAAGGAUGUCCUAGUUAUGGGCGCCGACGUCAGCCACCACAGCCCCAAUGACUCGAAGCCAUCCGUCGCCGCCAUCGUCGCCAGCAUUGACGACCGCGCCUCUCGCUACGUCGCCGUGAUUCGUCCUCAGGAGAAGGCCAACGAUAAGAAACGCGUCGAAAUAAUUUUGUACAUGAAGAGCGUGGUCGAAGAACUCUUUGGUCACUACAAGAAAGAAAAUCCGGGGAAAAUUCCGAAACAUAUACUUCUCUACCGCGACGGCGUGAGCGAGGGAGAGUUCGAAAAAGUUCGCACUCACGAGCUAGCAGACUUGCAAAGCGCGUGUACAGAGGUGUUCCAAUGUAUCCCACAAAUCACGUUUUUGACUGUUCAGAAGCGGCACAGAACCCGCUUCAUGCGCGGACAUGACUCCAACGUACCUCCAGGCACGGUCGUCGAGACGACCAUCACGCGACCUGCGGAUAACGAGUUUUUUCUGUGCUCUCACACUCCCAUCCAAGGCACAGCUCGGCCCGCCCACUACCGCGUGAUCGCUGACGAUUACGGAUUCAAACCGGAAACUCUACAGAAGAUCACGUUCAGCCUGUGUCAUAUGUACGCACGCUGCGUUACGCCGGUGUCCAUCCCAGCGCCCGUCUAUUACGCCCACCUUGCCGCAGCUCGCGCAAGCUGCUACAUGAAGGUCACUCAAGUCGAUACGAAUCCCAUCAUUAUCGAGAAAGACUUGAGAGACCAGAUGUUCUUCAUCUAAGACAAUGAAUGCCCUUUUCUUGUGCUCGACCACCGUUACACCUGGCGCUCCAUGCCUAAAGGGUCCUCGACUUCCCGUAAAAAACGCCAUGUACUACGGUUGUUAACUACGCUUCAGCUUUUAUUGCAGUGGUCUUCAGGCAGGUGCACAUUUGCGUCCCCGUUGCGGUCACGCGAACAACAGACUUCCGUCCUGUGAACACCCGAAGACCAGUGCUGCGCUUCGACCAUCAGUUUUUACAUAUGUCCCUAACUUCAUUUUCUGGUGUCUACCUGAAGCCUCGUCAUUUUAUCUACACGCACGAGUGCAAUUUUAUGCUAUCAUAUUCAGUGUUGAUUGUCCUCGUAAUGACGUGUUUAUGCAGAUAGAGAUCACUCGUCUGAGUGUGCCGCAUGUCAGUGUGUGUACUGUGACAACUGCCGAGGACUUACUCGCGAUUAAAGGCUACUGUCUGACUUCUGA
Rhipicephalus sanguineus (brown dog tick) is the source of this 2843-nucleotide messenger RNA. Its product is annotated as protein argonaute-2. Lineage: Eukaryota; Metazoa; Arthropoda; Arachnida; Ixodida; Ixodidae. The record is from RefSeq and is a predicted model, not a curated record. Gene Ontology annotation, molecular function: protein binding; RNA binding. The coding region runs from base 15 to 2381 and encodes 788 amino acids. The transcript has a single exon.